AAAAAAAGGCGGAAUGGAAGGAAAGCGAAAAACAAAGUCGUGCAUGGCGAUGCUCAUCCGAGCAUGAAGGGGAUCGCAUAAAAGUGGAGAGUUCUCGCUCUCAAUCCUGACAUGCGAGGAUGAAAAUGCCCAGGCCUUUUCCGGUGGAGAAUCCCCUCCGAUUUCGACUGUGGGAUCUCCAAACUCAACGCCUCGGUCUUGGACCCCCAUAUCCUCAACGAUUCCUCGAUAUGUUGUACCUGACCCCGGUUUUCCUGGCCAUGAUGGCCCUACCAAGCCCGACCGAGACCCGAAGCUCAGAAGGGGUUGGCUUCUCCUCGAUGGGAUUCGCCGAUCGGCUCGGUCGUGCCUCUGGCAUCGACGACCGUCGAUUCGUUUUCGGGCCCGGUUUUCCUACGAGAAGAGGGGACAAAGUCCCAAAUUAUUUCAUGUAUUACCCUCAGAUGAUGUCCCAUCGGGGCAAGACCUCUCCGUACGCCUACUACCGCCCCGUUCUCUCCUACUUCUACCUCCCCCAAAACAGCAAGUACGAAUCGAACCCGAUGGAAUACUAUGACAGCGUUGACUCUUUAGAUAUCGACGAACUACUUGGAAGUCCUAAGAGGAAGAAGGUCUCGAUUUCGGGCUCCAGUUCCGGAUAUGGUCACGCCAUGACCACAAUGACUAAGGCCAAAACAAAAAAGAAAAAGGGAUCAGACGGAGGGAAAAAGAAAAAGAAAAAAAAUAAGGGGAGCACGAAGUGGGGUGCAUCGAUGAGUGGAUGGGGUGGAGGAGGAGGAGGAGAAAAACAAUCAUCUGUGGAGGUGGGGCCAGCAGUGGCGGAGGUGGAAGCGGCAGUGGUGGAGGAGGAGGCCAUAGCGGUGGUGGCGAAAACGGGAGUGGUGGAGGUGGAAGCGACAGCAGUGGAGGCGGAGGCCACGCCGGUGGAGGCGAAGGCCACGCCGGUGGAGGCGGUGGUUGGAGUGGUGGAGGUGGAGGUAACAGUGGAGGAGGGGGCGGAGGAGGCGGAGGAGGUGGAAGCGAGAGCAGUGGAGGAGGCGGAAGCGAGAACAGUG
This is a messenger RNA of Darwinula stevensoni, 1055 nucleotides long. The record is from the annotation of a GenBank genome assembly. Lineage: Eukaryota; Metazoa; Arthropoda; Ostracoda; Podocopida; Darwinulidae.